Messenger RNA from Rhododendron vialii, 1090 nucleotides. RefSeq names its product kinesin-like protein KIN-7K, chloroplastic. NCBI's taxonomy places the organism in Eukaryota, Viridiplantae, Streptophyta, Magnoliopsida, Ericales, Ericaceae. The transcript is spliced from 4 exons. The record is from RefSeq and is a predicted model, not a curated record. The coding region runs from base 790 to 1035 and encodes 81 amino acids.
UAUCUCUCUCUCUCUCUCUCUCUCUCUCUCUCUCUCACAACGUCUUGCUUAAGGUGGGGUUAGCCUAGGCCUAAGUAACGGGGGUGUUGAUUUGGGGUUUUCUUAGGGGAUAUGAAAGAAAAAACUCUGAAAUUCUCUUUUCUCUAUUAAGCAUUUCUCAAAGAUAAACCCAGCUUCUCUUCUAAUUCUUCUGAUUUGGUUUCCUUUUCAUCUUAUUUUCGAUCUGCUCUUUCUAUCACUUAUGGGUUCUUCAUACAGCAAAAGCCCCAGUUUCUGCUUCUCGAUCUGAUGGAAAGGCAAGUCGGCGUUGAUCUGAAUGGAUUUGCAUUUAGUCCAAAACACAUGCCGUCAGAGGUCAAGGGUUUGGUUUUUGAGAGCUAUGUAAAGAACUAAUUUUCCAUUUUGUUGUUUGCUCUUUGAAGAAUUUGUUCUGUUUUGCUUUCUAAUAAUUUUAUACUCUCUUCCUUUGCACUCUAGAUUUGGUUAAGUUUUCACUCUAGUUCUAAAACUGUGAAUACUUGGUCUCUCAGUUUCUAUUUGUGAGAAGUAAUUUUUUGAAUGUAUUCAGUUCUUUCAUUCUAUUUGUUCCUUUUCUAUUUUCAGGUAGUUGAGAAAAAGCUUGACGGGUAUGAACCGAAUAUUUUGUUUGUACUUUGAUCAGUUGUUUUUUAGCCCAACUCAAACUAAUGGUACAUUUUCACUUUGAUUGAUGUUUUUGGUGUGAACGGAAAAGUGUUUUGAUGGAUUUCUUUGCUUUGUUAAAUUAUUGCUGGCGCUGUAUUUGAGAGCAUGUUGGCUGGAAACAAUAUGGGCAAUGUUGGGUUUGUUGAGAUCUAUGCCUCACGUAAUAUGAUUAUUGAUCAAAAAUCUUUGAUCAAAAAGUAUCCAAAGGAGGAAGCAAAGGCUGCUCUAAUGAGUAGAAUCCAAAGGCUAACCAAACUCAUCCUUGUUUCUACAAAAAAUACAAUCCCUGGUUUGGAUGAGAUUCCUAGUCAUCAGAGAUAUCAUUCUGUUGGUGAGGAUGAUGUUAUUUGAUGACAGUGAAGACAUCUUUCUACCAUGAUGAAGGGAACUUCUUUUUCCUAUCGUG